This is a messenger RNA of Aspergillus versicolor CBS 583.65, 668 nucleotides long. Its product is annotated as regulator of G-protein signaling domain-containing protein. The transcript has a single exon. NCBI's taxonomy places the organism in Eukaryota, Fungi, Ascomycota, Eurotiomycetes, Eurotiales, Aspergillaceae. The record is from RefSeq and is a predicted model, not a curated record. The coding region runs from base 18 to 668 and encodes 216 amino acids.
CUUUAACCAGUCUAGACAUGGUUUCCUUCGAAGGCCCCUACCGCCCAUUCCAGCCGUCAUUCCAAGAUGUCCUAGACAAUAUAGCCCCAGAGCCAUAUACACUAUCCGCCUUCAAACACUUCUUAACACAGCGCCAUGCCAUCGAAUCCCUCCAAUUCCUCCUUUGCUUCCGGCACUACGCGACCCUCUACUCCCUGGCCGCCCCGGAACCCGAAUCAGCCACAGAACACCCACAACGCGAAGCACUAUCUACAUUAUGGCAGAACCUCGUGUCUCUCUAUAUACUCCCCGAGUCUAUCAAUGAGAUUAACAUCACUACUCAACAACGGCACGCUUUACUAGCCCACUAUCCUCCGCCCCAACCUUGGGUUCUGGAACAGACAGUACAGCAGAUUGCGGAGGCACUGAGGACAUCCGUCUUCGCGGAAUUCGUCAAUAGUGUCGAUAUGCAAAGUCGCAUGUAUAGGGUGUACACAAGGACCGCAAGUAUGCCGGCAGUGCCGAAAUUAGCGUACCUGGCCCCGACGUCUCCUGAUUCUGAGGCUGCGGUGCAGGUGAAACGGAGUACGUGGUUUAGAUGGCCGUAUCGGCGGAAAUACAGUAUAGACCAUGAUGACGGGAAAUGGAAGAAGAAGGCGAAGAAUGUCGUCGGAUUGUUGCAUAUUUGA